AUUCUUGUAGUUGAUUUUCGUGGAUAUUCUCGGGAUUUUUUAUGCUCAGCAAUAGGAUUUCAAAAUAGUUUGAGUGGAUACGCUGUCGAUCGGAAAUUAGCUAUUUUAAAUUUUAAUGUGGUAGAGCGUCUAUUUUGUGAAUUAAGUUAGAUUUUAAUUUAUAUUAACACGCACUCACGUGUAUGGGCAUAAUGAGUGAUAUAGAAAAUUUCUAUGGGUGCUACAUACUGGUUUCUACCAAUCCAAAAUUCAAAGGUCGCACUUAUAUUGGCUUUACUGUUGACCCUAAUCGUCGCAUUCAGCAACAUAAUAAGGGUAUGAAAGCAGGUGGUGCUUGGAAAACUAACAACAAAGGACCAUGGGAAAUGGUUUUGAUUAUCCAUGGAUUUCCUAAUGAAAUUUCUGCUUUAAGGUUUGAAUGGGCCUGGCAGCAUCCACUGAAGUCUAGAAGGCUACGUCAUAUUACUGGUAAAUCUAGGAAAGAAACUAGCUUUAGCUAUCGUUUUCGAGUUCUUUCAGAAAUGUUGAGAGUAGGACCAUGGAAUAGAUUGCCUCUCACUGUGCGGUGGUUGAAGGAAGAUAGCCAAAUUGAUUUUCGGGCUGAUACUCUACCCCCAGUUCACAUGCCAAUCACCACAGGACCAGUCAAAUGUAUCAAAACAUUAUCAUCCAGAGGGAAAGUUUCAGAUCCUAAAGAACCAGAAGAAAUGCAGCCACUUGAUGAUGAAUCAACUGAUGAUUCGGAUGAUAACAGUGAACCAGAUGACAUAUCAUUAUCUGAUGAUGAUGAACUAAGUAACUCAUAUAAUGGUAAUAAACCAGAAGAAGCAUCACUUUUUGAUGAUCAACCAGGAACCUCCUCUACUGGUGGUAAUACAGCAAAAACAUUACUUAUUAAUGAUCAACCAACUUCAUACUGUGUUGAUGAACUGAAGACUAUUUCAUCAACCAGCAGUCAACCACCUUCCUGGUGCUCUGUGUGUCAUGAAGAGCUUCUACCAGGGAAGAGAGCUGUGAAUUGCCUCUAUCCAGCAUGUUCUGCAUGCUCUCACAUGACCUGUCUAGCUAAUCACUUCUUAGCUUCUGCAGGUGAGACAGAACAGAUUAUUCCUGUAGAGGGAGAUUGUCCAUUGUGCAGUGAACAUGUGUUGUGGGGUGAUAUAGUCAAGCAUUAUUUUGGUUGCUAUCAAAACCCAAAGCUUUUAGGCCUUCCUGAUGAGAAAGAUGAUAGUAAACACUGGGCAAUGGAUCUUUAACAUAACUGUUUUGUAUUUUUAGCCACUUGGAAACUGUCUCGUAUAUAUCACUCUGUCAGUAAUGAUUUAUAUUGUUAUACAUUAACAAUAAAUUUAUAUUUUAUUAAAGUGACCUUUCUUAUUGUGUAAACCACAAACACGCAGGUGUUGUCGGUAGUGAUAGUGGUUACUAUUUUUCUUACUGUAAAAUUUUAGUUCAAUAUGCAGGAGAUACAACAUGGAAACCAUUCACUGGACAAUGAUAGCUUCUUUUAUGAAAUUGUUUGUAGUCUAAAGAAAAAAAAAAUGAAGAUAUGAUAAAUCUUGUAAUAAAGGUCGACUUACCCUCCAGUGGAUGAGUGGUGAGUCUUAUAAUGCUAAAUAUAUAUUUUGAUACCUGUGAUGGGCAGAGCAUAGAUAGUCCAUAGUGUAUCUUUUUACUUAACAACAACUGUACAAAAGUGUUAAUGUUUAGAUUAUUAGGCCACUUUGUGUCAAUAUAUGUAUAAAACUUGAGGCAUCUUAUACUAUUUUUUGAUUUUUUUCUCUUGUGAAUAUUGCAUAUUAUGCAACAUAAAUAAUGCAGUUAGAACACUAAUGGCGACUACAAGACAAUCGCAAGUGGUAGAAGUGUGGUGCAUGUUUUCACAUAAGUUUGCAUUUACAUAUGCAAAAAAUAUAUAUCACUAGAACUUAAAAGGAUAUGAUGUUGUAACUUCAUGUUUUUUUUCAUGUGGCUAUGAAACUAGAAUGUUUGAUGUCAGAAAAAAUACAUGCCAGAGUUUCAUUACAACAGAUAGCUUUGCACCCAUUGUGGUUGAGGGGUUGCAUAUACCUUUGUGGUUUAUAUUAUUAAGAAGGAAUAGCUUUUGAAGAAAAGUUUAAUUAAAUUUCUUAUUACGAACUUUAAAUCAUGCAUUGAUGUGCCAUUAUGAUUGACAUUAUACCAUCUUGUAACUAUCAUUGAGUUUUUAUAGGGUUUCAUUAAAUGUUGAAAACUGUUUUAA
Messenger RNA from Limulus polyphemus (Atlantic horseshoe crab), 2242 nucleotides. It is a transcript of the gene slx1, whose product is annotated as structure-specific endonuclease subunit slx1-like. Gene Ontology annotation, biological process: double-strand break repair via homologous recombination. The coding region runs from base 183 to 1256 and encodes 357 amino acids. Gene Ontology annotation, cellular component: Slx1-Slx4 complex. Gene Ontology annotation, molecular function: 5'-flap endonuclease activity; crossover junction DNA endonuclease activity. The transcript is spliced from 5 exons. The record is from RefSeq and is a predicted model, not a curated record. Lineage: Eukaryota; Metazoa; Arthropoda; Merostomata; Xiphosura; Limulidae.